AUGGCAGAAACAACCGAAUCCCUCCACCGCAAUUUUGAGCUCAAACCCGACGCCAAGGUUUUGACCGGCCAUGUGGGCGACCUUCCAGAAGGCGUCAGCAAAGAUGUCGACUACGAACCACAUCCAGAGAAGUCGAUACCGUUGUCUCAGGAGCAUCAAGCCAUCGUGCAGCACAUUCUGAACCUCUACGGUGGCAGCGCCAGCGAGGAGGACAUGCAAGUGUACGCCGCGAAAGCCAUCUACGACGACCCCUAUUCGUACUGUGAUACGCGGUACAAGAUCGCUGGACAAUGGUACGGUCUUCCCAAGGUCUUCAGCAGCCUCCGAACCCUCGCCACGGAAGUCGUUUCCGCCACGCCCACGGAAAUCAUCUUUAAGAUGCGACACGAAUACACGCCGAAGCUGCUGCACACGCCCAAAGCCGUCGACAGCCUGAUAACGCUAACGAUAGAUGAAGAGGGGCGUGUGCGCUACCACAAAGACAUGUGGAAUGCCAAGGACUAUAGCCAUGAAGGGCUGGGGAAGGUGUUGAAGACGCUGAAUGGCGAUCAGCUGACGAGGGUGACGCAGCCGCCGGAGAAUCUGUGA
Cyphellophora europaea CBS 101466 is the source of this 588-nucleotide messenger RNA. RefSeq lists its product as uncharacterized. The transcript has 3 exons. Lineage: Eukaryota; Fungi; Ascomycota; Eurotiomycetes; Chaetothyriales; Cyphellophoraceae. The record is from RefSeq and is a predicted model, not a curated record. Bases 1 to 588 code for a protein of 195 amino acids.